Fusarium pseudograminearum CS3096 is the source of this 699-nucleotide messenger RNA. RefSeq lists its product as uncharacterized. The coding region runs from base 1 to 699 and encodes 232 amino acids. The record is from RefSeq and is a predicted model, not a curated record. The transcript is spliced from 3 exons. Gene Ontology annotation, molecular function: acetyltransferase activity. Lineage: Eukaryota; Fungi; Ascomycota; Sordariomycetes; Hypocreales; Nectriaceae.
AUGGCCAAGCAACAAAAAGACACCGAGAUCAUCGAGAUCGCAAAGACCCUCAAAGACACACCCUGGUGCGAAGAAUAUGAGAAAAUGAUCUCGGGCAUGCUUUACAACCCUCUUCACCCAAAGUUGCUAGAAGGUCGUCACAAAGCGCGCGGUCUAGCCUACAAGUUCAACAACCUUGAUCCCAACACCGGAUCAUACCUAGAAGUUGAAAAGAAGAGGACCGAGAUGCUGAGCGAGAUGCUCGGAAAGGUUGGGAGCGGCACCUUCAUUGAGGCACCGUUCAUGCCAGACUAUGGAAGCAAUGUCUCUAUCGGAGAGAACUGCUUCAUGAACUUUGGCUUGACAAUUCUAGAUACCAGCCUCGUCAUCAUUGGUGAUCGCGUACAAAUGGGCCCCAACGUAAACAUCUAUACAGCAGGCCAUGAGACAAGUGUUCUCUCGAGGAUCAAGUUUGUCGAGUUCGGCCAUCCCAUUCGCAUCGAAGAUGACUGCUGGAUUGGAGGAAACGUCGUCAUUCUGCCUGGUGUGACGAUUGGAAAGGGUUGCACGGUCGGUGCAGGUGCAGUGGUCACAAAGAGCAUACCUCCUUACUCGAUCGCCCUGGGUGCUCCUGCAAAGGUUGUCAAGAAGAUACAGAGUGUCGAAGAGGAGAUGGCUGAUCCCAACAACCCUUUCCGAAACAUGCCUGAUCGGGAGUGA